Molecule: messenger RNA, 2963 nt
Organism: Magallana angulata
Lineage: Eukaryota; Metazoa; Mollusca; Bivalvia; Ostreida; Ostreidae
Product: mediator of RNA polymerase II transcription subunit 25-like
Exons: 19
Coding region: 39-2297 (752 amino acids)
Biological process (GO): positive regulation of transcription by RNA polymerase II
Cellular component (GO): mediator complex; transcription regulator complex
Source: RefSeq, a predicted model, not a curated record
GGGAAGUAACUCACUUUUUUCGUAUUUCCUCAACAAAAAUGGUUGUAGGGGCAGAACAGAAAGCUAACCCAGCCGAUGUUGUUCUGGUUGUUGAGGCCACUGCAAAUCUUAGUGCCUACAUUGAUGUACUGAAGAAAUACUACAUUAUUCCUUCUCUGGAAGUUUUCAAUGGAGGCCCUCCUGACCCAACAGACAUUGGACAUGAUUACAGUUGUUCGCUAUACAAUCUUGUCACAUUCUUUUCGGCUGAUGUUAUUCCCGACACAACUUCAAGAUGUUCCGGUGUAACAACAAAUAUUCAUGAAUUCAUCACCUGGUUGGAUGAUUUACCAUUAAUUGGAGGAGGCGGGGAGUCGUGUAGUCACAUAACAGAGGGGUUGAGUACAGCUCUACAUGUUUUCGAUGAUCUGCAGAAAGUUCGAAUAGAUAUUGGAUUACCUGUGCAGCGACACUGUAUAUUGGUAUGCAAUUCUCCUCCGUACAAUCUCCCCAGCCAGGAAGGUGUUCGCUAUGUGGGGUACAUGGCAGACCAAUUAGCCAGCAUGAUGGCCAAGAGAGGGAUACACCUUUCAAUUAUCUCUCCAAGAAAAAUUCCAGCUCUUCAGAAGCUGUAUGAAGAGUCAACUCUACCCACAGACAUGUCUGCCCCAGUCAAAGACUUCACCACAGACCCCCGCCAUCUUGUGUUACUGCAUGGGUUCCAACUGGAGGAGAGAGCCCACAGUCCAGCUGGGGACCAUGUCAACAUAGAGAAGCCUGCAGAAAAUAAAAACCCGUCUAGUCCUGCCCCCCCAAGCUUUGCCCCCUCCACAGGAUUUUCACCAGCCCCUUCACUGAGUGAGGAUUCUACAGAAUUCAAAAAACCCAACACGACAUCUGGUGGAACUCCAUUCGGUACACAAGACUCCAUUGUAUCCAGUAUGCCAUCUUUGCCAUCUCCACAGCAACCUCAAAUGAGCCAGCCAUCCCCCUCCCAAGGAAUCUCCAUGCAGCACAGUCCAGCAAUGCCACCGAUGCAGCAGAACCCGCCUCAGCAACAACCCCAACAACAACCAAUGGUAUCACAGCCCCAAGUAACCAAUCAAAUGCCACCACAGUCUCAGUAUGAUCCAAUGAAAAUGCAGAACAUGAUGCCGAAUGACAUGCAGAAUAGGAGCACAGCAAUGGCCACCAAUCCCAUCAACCAACCCGUGUUCUCCCAGCCCACGAUGGAUCAACAGCCCAAUGUGAACAUGCCGGCACAGCCCGGUCAGCCCAACCAGAUGAAGGACAGGAAAAUCAUCUGGCAAGGGAUCCUUGAGUGGCAGGAGAAGAUGAAGGCGGGGGGACCCCAGACCCCCAAAGUCAACCGCCAGCUCCAGUGUCACCUGUCCAUAGGUCAGGCCGACCCAGAUAUAAAUGCCAUGAACUGGCCGAAGGUCCUGAUAAUGCAGUUGAUCCCCCAGUCCCUGUUGAACUCCACUCAGCUUCAGCCUCUCUUUAAAAACUCCCGCCAGGUGGCGUUCCACUUUGGCAGUCAGAACCUUGACGACCUAAGGAAUCUGUACAAAGUCAUGGGCACUGGUUUUGCUGGUUGUGUACACUUUCCAGCUGGGAGUCAGUGUGAGGUUCGCGUAUUACUGUUGUUGUUUAGCAACAAAAGAAGAGCCUUUAUCGGACUUAUCCCCAAUGACCAGACUGCGUUUGUAAACGGGAUAAGGAGUGUUAUCUACUCCCACAAAAUCAGGCAACAACAACAGCAGCAAAGACCGGAUCAGCAACCACAAAUGCCACAGCAGACAGGGUUUCCUGGGCCACAGCAAACCAUGCCCAACCAACCAGUGCAGAAUCCCCAAGGGGCCCAAUUUGGGGUACAACAGAUGCCACAGGUUAGCAUGCAGAAUCCCAUGAUGACUCAACAACAGGCGAACAUGCAAAAGCAAAUGCAGGCAACACAGAUAGCAAAACAGCAAGAACAACAGAAGCUACUGGCACAACAAAGAUUACAGCAACAAAGGCAACUCCAAAUGCAACAGAUGCAGCAGCAGCAACAGCAGCAGCAACAACCUGGUCUCAACAAUCAGCAGCAACAACAGCUGACUCAAUUGCUGAUGCAACAGCAGCAACAGGGCCAGAGACAACCCCAGAUGAUCAUCACCCAAGGGCGAGGCGGUCAGAUUCUACACCAGGGACACCAACAAGUGAUGGGGGGUGGGCAGGUGCUCCAGGGAAACAUGCCCCAAAUGGCUCAACAGGGCCCCUCUUCCGCUCCUCAGGGGGGUAACAUGUUUGAUGAUCUGAAUAUGGAAUUCUUAUGAACAAAUGUGCUUCAUUUUGUUUUUAUUAUAUAUACAUGUACUUAUUGAUGGGACACUUGUUAAACUGUUUUUGUGCUGUGUUGAUAAAUCAUGAACAGAACUAAUUUACAUGCAUGUACAGCUUGUAUACAUGCAUUUGCAUGAGGGGAAAGGUAGACAAAUGAAAAAUAAUUUACAGCUGAUAUCUAAAAUAUGAAUGUUUUGAUGUAAAUUUAAUGUUUUGAUGUAAAUUGUGCUCCAGAAUAUCUCAAAAUUAAAUAUGCUGUUUUUGGAAUUUUAUUUUGACAUUAUAUAUCAUUAAAAAUUUUCAUGAUUAAAAAAAGAACAUGUUCAGAUAUGGAUGACUAUCGUCUAUGAUAUCAGAUUGAUUAGAUUGUAUCAUCUGCCUUGCUUUAUCAUCAUCUACUUAAGAAACUACUUUGUUAUUUCUGUAUUGCUGGAGAGAGAGAGAGAGAGAGAGAGAUGCCACUAUUCGUCUAGCUGCAUAUCUGCCAAUAAUGUGGUUGUUUACAAUACAUGUAAACUAUAUGUUAAUUUUUACACUGUAUUUAAUGUGUUAAAAAUACUGAAGUAUGUUGGCUUCAAGUGAAGUCACUUUAAGCUUUAAAAAUGUUGUUAUGAAAAUUGAAAAUAAUAAUAAAAUGUCACAAUUGUGAUAAAAAAAAA